Molecule: messenger RNA, 5202 nt
Organism: Neospora caninum
Lineage: Eukaryota; Apicomplexa; Conoidasida; Eucoccidiorida; Sarcocystidae
Exons: 1
Coding region: 1-5202 (1733 amino acids)
Source: RefSeq, a predicted model, not a curated record
AUGCCAGCCUCAUGGGUACAACACGGUCCUUCGUCUCCUUCAGGAGGCGAGAGGAGUGGCGAGUUAAACGACGGAGUCGCUAGUCGAGCGUCUCCCGUCCUCGUAUCAAAGAAAGAAGGCAGGGACGGAAAGAGUCUCUUCGAAAACCGCACGUUCCCUGUCUCUCCCUCUUCGCAUUCCGCCUCCAUUUCGGCCGCUGGUGGACGCAGGGGCCCGUCGCACGUGUCUGUGUCUGGCCGCCUCAGAGCCGCCUCUUCAGGCGCACCACUGCGGGCAACUCUCUCGGGUCAGGUGGAGAAAGAGGGAAGUUCCGCAGAGCUGCUUUGUGUGCCCAGGCGCAGUCUCUCUUCUGCGCGCUGGCGUUCUCUCGCCGUCGAGUGCGCGUCUUUCCGCCAGAGUUCCACUGUCUCAGAAUCUUCCCGUGCCGGUUCGUCUCCGUUGUCUUGCACUCAAAAAAGGACCCCCUUUCUUCGUUCUUCGUGCUCUUGCCCCAGCCUCUCUUCUCCGUCCUUCCUCUCUUCUCCACACGCUCCCCCCGCAGCGUCUCAUCCGCCUCCCCCUCCUCGUGCAUUCGGCUCUCUUCCAAACUGUGGAAGCCCUACGGUUCGGGUUGCGUACCAGCAAGUGAUUCCGCUAUCGUCUCUGGCGGCAAGAGCUCCCACGUCUUCUCUCCCCCAACAGGGGGUUUAUGGGCCUCGCUGGGGUGUCGACGUGCGUCAACAAGCGGGCGUGCGCUCGCCUCUGUCGCGUAGCUCUCUGGGACUUGAGAGAGCAGCGAGCGCCUUCUUCACCCUUCCAGAUCCCCCCCGGUAUCGACGAGGGUCUUCCGCGUUGUCCGCCGACUUCACGUGGAACGGAUUCGUUUCCCGGCCUUGCUACGGGUUCCCCAGAUUCCAGAGUCUCCCUAAUCUCCUUGUUCGCGAUGCUCCGCCUUUCUCGCUGAUUGCCUCUGAUUCGCCUGACGCGCGCCUGCAUCAGUCUUCGUCGGUUUCUUCCAAUCACGAAACACAAAGGGAGAGGCAAACGCGGGAGGACAAAAGAGGUCUUUUGGAGGCGACGCUGAGCAGCGGACGGAGACGACUGCGGGGAGCCAGCGGGGAAGCAAGAGAGACCGGGGAGACGGGCGGAGAGACAGGAGACGGGAAGGGAGGAGACAGAGAGCGAACGGGCACAGCAAAAAAAGGGGAGGAGAGAAGAACGAAACAACAGGGUGGGACACGGGACGCUGGCACAGGAGGGGAAAGGAGAGGCGAAGGAGAGAAGAGAGACCGCGCGAAAAACGAAGGAAAGGGUGGAGGCGGAGAACUGAUCCGAGAGGCGAAAGAGCAGACCUGGACACAUCCUGGCCGCUUUCGAGACCGAACCUGUUCAUCAAAAUCCUCUCAAGUGUCUGUCUACCCCAGAACGCGAUACGCAGUAAGCUCCAGUUGGGCGUCUUCUUGUGUUUCCCCGCAGUUUAGCAGAGCGUCUUCUUUUUCGGCCACAAGGAGCACUGGAGGCGACGGUUUUCACCAAAGAGCGGAACAGAACGAACCGGAGCAGGAAACGCAAUUGACCAAGAAAAGCGACCUCGCGGUCUUCCGGCGUCUGACCUGCUGUCUCAGUGCCAGCGAAUGUCCCUCUCGCAGCGCGUGGAGCAGUGCGCGGGAGGCGAGGGGCCGAACGGAAGGACAGGCAGAUGGGGGAGAAGGGAGCGGAAGAGAAAAACGAGAAAGAGCAGGAGCCGUGGAGACCCGCGGAGCAGGACGAGAGGACGGCACGUGGAGGAAAGAUGAAGACGAGACACAGGGAGAACGUGAGAGAGAGAUACAAAGGCAAACAGAGAGAACGCGGGAGCCUAACGAGGAAGACGAAGAAACACGAAAGGUUCGAGAGGACGACGAAACAACUUGGAAUAGCUUCCUUCUCUCUCUUCAGCGAGAAACCACGAACUCUGGUUCUGAAGCGAGAGGAUUGACCGCGAACGCCUUCACAGACGAAGAACGCGCGACGACUGCAAAAGCAAGGCACCGUCAGAGACAGCAAGUGCAUUCUGCGUUCAAGGCGAGAAGCACACACUUGGACGGUGGCGCCGAGAACAGAGAAAAAAGGAAAGAAGGCGAGAAGGACGGAAAGGUCGCCCGACUGCGUCCACAUGAGCCCAGAGGAAGCUCAGCAUGCCGACGUGGCGACGAAGGAGAGAAUCGGCGAGACGGUUCCAGUCCGUCUCGCUCUCCCUCCUCUUCUCCUUCGGAUUCUCCCCCAUGCCCGUCCUCGUCCUCCCCUUCUCUGUGUCCCUCUUUCUGCUCCUCUCUGUCUUCCUUUUCGUCUCCUCAGUCCCCGUUUCUUUCGCCCUGGAAGCUGCAGAACGCGAUCGUUCGAGUCCCCAUAAGCAGCGCGCCUUCUCACGACGAGUGCCUGGGACGGUCGUCACAGUCACGCUCUCUGGAGAGAAGCGGAGAAGGAGAAAUGAGAGACAGUGGCUCGCGGGGCGCUCCGACGGUUGGCAUCUCGCCUGCCGCACGGGGAAAGAGAGGACGGAACUCCAAAUGCUUUUCCAAGGCAGGCCAGUCAAGGGCGACUCGAGGCAAUAUCUCAGACGCCGCUUCUGACGCGCGACACAGAGAGUGUCGCACGGCGAGAAGCAAGCGAGAUGAGGACGAGCUGGCGUCGACACAGACCGGACGAAGAGUUUAUUCUUCCUACAGCAACGCACAUCGAGUCUCUUCGCCCCACCACCGAGACAGGGGGGCCCAUUCUGAGGCCAUAGGCGGAGACAGCAGCCUUUCAUCUCCCGAGCCAGAAAGGCUCUCUGCUCCUCGCGACAGACUCGGUGUCUCUGACUCUUCACGCUGUUCAAGAGGCCUGCGAAACGCGGAAACGAGAGAACACGACGGGCAUUAUGUCUGCGCAGUUGAUUAUCUGUACUCGCCCUCGGGACGCAGCAGCGAGAGACGGCAGCGACAGCGCCCGAGUGCGAUCUCUACGCGCCUACAGAGAAGCACAUGUGCACUCACGGGCGACAGUGGGCACGUCGAGACACGGGACGCACGAGAGAGGAGAAUGUCGAGCUUCACAGGGCGAAGGAAAGCAGGAAACGCGCACGAGGAGCGCGAGGAGCGCGUGGCGCCCAGCGGGGUAACGGGGGACAGGAGAGGAGAUGGAUAUGCCUUUGAAGGGAAGAGGUGGAACAGAAGCGAAGCGAAGGAAGAGCGAAGCGUGUCUGAAAUUCUGUGGGACGAAGCACGGAAAAAACACAGACAGAGUCUCGCUCUGGAGAGAGAGAAGAUCGCUCAGCAGCGCGCGGAAAACGCUCGAAGAAGAAAAGAAAUCGCAGCCCUGCUGGACAGCCCCAACCCUCGAGACAGCGAAAGCACACCAACGGUGAAAACGCCUUCUGAAAACGGAGUGCGGGAGGCGGCAGCAAGCAAGGAAGAAAGGAAAGCAUGGGGCAGGAGAAGAGAAAAAGACGGGAAGCGCCACGAGAAAGACAGGCAACUGCAGACGACGGAGGGCCACAGCAGCCUAGUGAGGAUUGCACAGAGAAGGAAGAGAAGAACGAGAGAAGAGAAGGAAGGGGCCUGCGAAAACCCCUGUAGCGACAGCGACGAUCGGGCGAGCAGUUCGAGUGAGUCUCCGGAGAGGGAAAGUGACGAACGAGAGAGCAAAACAGUUGAAGGAGGGACACGGGGAAACAGGAGGAGAGAAGAAAGGUGUUUCUCUUCAAUGCGAGAAAAAACGAACACGAAGUCGUCUCCAUCAGCGCUAGAAAGCAGCUCCAGGUCUAGCAGUGCUCGAUCCGUAGAGAGUAGCGCCUCGUCAGACGCAAAAGCGUCUCCUCGCGAGGGACUCAAAUGGGACACGUCUUCGUCUGGAGACGACAGUCUAGGUGAGUCAAGUAGCCAUAGUGAAGCAGAACUGGAGCACGAAGGAAACCAAAAAGAACAAGAUCAAGAGUUUGAAACCAGAUCUGAAGAACAGCGGGUUCCCGAAGGAGAAAGCAGUUCGUCAAGCAGCGAGGAAGCAGCGAGCACAGAAGAACCGCUCCCAACUGGUCUUACACGCAUUGCUGAGAGACGAAAUGUCGUUGAGAGACACAGUUCCUCGACGAGUAGCGAUGGCGAAGAGAAGGACGAAGGAGCAGGAAGAGUCUUGAGGCAUAUAAAAAAUGGGGCUCGCACCACACGAAUCUGUAUCAGUUUCCCUGACGCAGCUCCAGGCGACCUCAUCUUGUCUCUGGCGAGAGACGAUGAAGGCCGGGGUCUUUGGGUGGGAGACGUUGGGGGGAAGGAACACGGAAGCGAGAAACCCAGAGAGACAGACAGUAGACGCAUCUCCAAAACUGUCCACUUUGCGCCCAUUUUUGCCUCUGGGAAAGCUGACGGUCAGACGGAAUCAAAAUGGCGUGAAGGACGCAAGGAGAGAACAGAGAACGCACCUGCUCAGCAAGGGCCACUCUCGCCUCCCUUUCAUCAUCCGGGAAACAGCAAAAGUGGAAUGAAGGGGGAGACUGGAACGUGGAGAAGGGACACCUUUUCUUCGUCUCCUUCGUCUCCAUCAUCUGAUGCAUCUUCGCAAGAAAGCUCCCUGGCGAAGGAGGCCGCUGCCCACAGUGGUCCUUACGCCAUGGGGGGAGCCAGGGACGGAUCGCCGGUUGGUUCCUCCUCUUCGGAAGAGGGGGAGGCGCAAGAGCCGCCUUCGGCCGAAAGAAAACCUAUUAAGAGGCAUACAGCCUCUCUGUCCUCGCACUCGCGUCCAUUUUCUCCUCCAAAAGCACCGUCUUUUUCGGACGUGUGUCUACCAGGGCAAGAAACAAAAAAGAGGGGCGAACGCCGCCCUUUCUCCUCAACGUCCUCUUCCUCGGUUUGUGCUUUUCCUGCUCUCUCUGCCUCUCCUCGGAGCUCGGGGUCUAGAACGAGGAGCACUCCUCUUGGCCCACCCUACGUGGGUAGGCUGAGUACGAGUCUGUUCCCCUCGUCUUCCGCUGGAGAAUCAGCCAUAUCCUCAUCCCAGACGCAGGAUCAACAUCUUUUCCUUUCUCCCUUCGCACCAAAGAGAACCGUCACCUCACCGAAACCUACAAAACCUCGGAAAACGCAGACUCUGCAGAUACGAGGGAACGCAUCGCCCGGCACAGACACGGCGCUCCGGAAAAAGCGAGAAGAUACAAGGAUGGAGCUUGCUGCUAGUGAGGAGCCCGAAAAAAAGAGCUGUUCUCACUGA